AUGUUUCGUCCUUUUCAUAAAACUACAACACGCACUUCUGCAUUCCUUCGGACUUCCAACUUUUCAACUUCAUUACCUGGCCUUGGACGUGGAGGUUCUGGGCCAAUUUCACUUGGUGGAAAAACUUUUACCUUUGGAGAACAACUACAGCUUAAACAGGGUCGUGAGAGUCAGCUUAAACAGGGUCGUGAGAGUUCACAAAAAAAAACAAUUCCUCAGCCUG
Racocetra persica is the source of this 223-nucleotide messenger RNA. The record is from the annotation of a GenBank genome assembly. Lineage: Eukaryota; Fungi; Glomeromycota; Glomeromycetes; Diversisporales; Gigasporaceae.